AUGAAGAUAAUCAAUUCGGUCGUUGUGGUUGGACUCUAUUAUGGAUUUCUGACCACAUUUUCCAUAGGGCCCUCUUAUCUCUUCCUUCUCCGAGCUCGGGUUAUAGAAGAAGGAAUCGAGAAGAAAGUAUCAGCAACAACUGGUUUUAUUACGGGACAGCUCAUGAUGUUCAUAUCGAUCUAUUAUGCGCCUCUGCAUCUAGCAUUGGAUAGACCUCAUACAAUAACUGUCCUAGCUCUACCGUAUCUUUUGUUUCAUUUCUUCUGGAACAAUCACAAACACUUUUUUGAUUAUGGAUCUACUACCAGAAAUUCAAUGCGUAAUCUUAGCAUUCAAUGUUUUUGUUGGUUGGUUAAUUGGUCACAUUUUAUUCAUGAAAUGGUUAUUAGAUCUAAUAAGUACCUUGUGUCAGAAUUGAGAAAUUCUAUGGCUCGAAUCUUUAGCAGAGUACCGUCACCCAUUGUUACUAAGAAACUGAAAGAAACCUCAGAAACGGAAGAAAGUGAGGAAGAAACAGAUGUAGAAAUAGAAACAACUUCCGAAACGAAGGGGACUAAACAGGAACAAGAGGAAUCCACCGAAGAAGAUCCUUCUCUUUCUCUUUUUUCGGAAGAAAAGGAGGAUCCGGACAAAAUAAAAAUAGAUGAAACGGAAGAGAUCCGAAUGAAUGGAAAGGAAAAAACAAAGGAUGAAUUCCACUUUAAAGGGACACGCUAUAAAAAUAGACCCAUUUAUGAAACUUCUUAUCUAGACGGCAAUCAAGAAAAUUCGAA
This is a messenger RNA of Ananas comosus (pineapple), 773 nucleotides long. Its product is annotated as protein TIC 214. The transcript has 4 exons. Lineage: Eukaryota; Viridiplantae; Streptophyta; Magnoliopsida; Poales; Bromeliaceae. The annotation marks the transcript as partial. Gene Ontology annotation, cellular component: membrane. The record is from RefSeq and is a predicted model, not a curated record.